Rotaria sordida is the source of this 977-nucleotide messenger RNA. The record is from the annotation of a GenBank genome assembly. NCBI's taxonomy places the organism in Eukaryota, Metazoa, Rotifera, Eurotatoria, Philodinida, Philodinidae.
UUAAAUCAGAUAGACAACUUUAUGAACAAGUUUAUCGACCUUCACCAAUGGAACCGGUUAUUGUUGAUGAAUUUGAAGAUGAAAUGAUUUUUCCAACAGGUUAUGAAGAAGAUUAUGAAUAUCGUGAAGAUAUUAUGAAACCUAAUCAAGCUGUUGAUCCUCGACGACAACCUAAACAACAACUGACAAAUCAUGAUCGAUCUGAUGGAACAAUUAUUCUACCUUCAAUACCGUCACAAACUUCUGUAACUGUCAAUGGCAAUCAUACAUCCCAUCAAAAAUUAAUAUUAACACCAAAUACAAAACAAUCUCAUCCAAUAGUUAAUUCAUUAAGUUUUGAUUCGAACUAUAAAUUUGAUAGAUCUGAAUCUCAAUAUGCAGGUCUAGUUGAAUCACAACUCUAUUUUAGAAAGAAAAUGGAAACUGCUCCGCCAGUCUAUUCUAAUGUUGAACUUAUUUGUCAAGGUGCUGAAGCACGUCUUUUUCGAUGCCUAUAUUUCGGUCGUCGUGCUAUACUUAAAGAACGUUUUGUUAAAACUUAUCGUCAUCCUGAUCUUGAUAAUGCAAUAACUCUUCAACGUCUUAAAGGUGAACUACGUUUAUUAACACGUGCUAAACAAUUAGGUAUUCAUACACCAUCCAUCUAUCAUGUGGAUUGGGCAAGACGUGCAAUUGUUAUGGAAGAUUUACACGAAGCUCGUACGGUAAAAUCUGUUAUUGAUACAUUGAUUCAAGGACAAAAUACUGUUAAACUUGAACAAUUAGCACAACAAAUUGGUACAACAAUAGGUCGUCUACAUCAAGCACAAAUUAUACAUGGUGAUCUUACAACAUCAAAUAUGCUUUUAACAGAAAAUGAUCAACUCUAUUUAAUUGAUUUUGGUUUAAGUGCUUAUAUACCAAAUAAAACUCAAAUGCUUGAAGCACUUGCUGUUGAUUUCAAAACAUUUCUUUUCAAAUAUUCUUAUGGCAUAUAA